This is a messenger RNA of Papaver somniferum (opium poppy), 3294 nucleotides long. Its product is annotated as pentatricopeptide repeat-containing protein At1g71420-like. The record is from RefSeq and is a predicted model, not a curated record. Gene Ontology annotation, molecular function: RNA binding; zinc ion binding; protein binding. The coding region runs from base 106 to 2403 and encodes 765 amino acids. The transcript has a single exon. Gene Ontology annotation, biological process: RNA modification. Lineage: Eukaryota; Viridiplantae; Streptophyta; Magnoliopsida; Ranunculales; Papaveraceae.
UUAUAAGGAGGCAGCUGCUACUUGACAGUAGCCAAGUGUUGUACUUUACCUUCAUAUAAAUAGAAUGUAUGAAGACUACGGCCACCACCACUGUCUCUGUCUGUCAUGAUCAGUUGGAGAUCAAAACGGGUUUCCCGCUACCACCACAACCACAUCAUCUUCACUAGAAGAUACAAUUCCACCACCGCAGUUACAGUCCCACCAUCCACUAUCACCAAACAAAUUACUGAACCUGAAUCACUCCUGCAUCUCGUGCGCACUCUCUGCGUACAACGACAACUUGACAAAGCUCUCACACUAUUUUAUGCCCAGGAACGUUUUCAUAACUCCGAUUUAUUUAUCUACUCUCAAACCUACACAACUCUCCUCCAUGCUUGUGCUCUUAAAAAAUCCUUCUCGGAAGGCCAAGCCCUUCAUCAUCACUUUCUCUCUCUAAACCUUAAACCCAGCCUUUUUAUCACAAAUCAUCUUAUUAAUUUUUACUCAAAAUGUGGUCAGUUGGAUUAUGCUCAAUACGUGUUUGAUGAAAUGCCUGAGAGAAACUUAAUCUCUUGGACUGCAUUAAUUUCUGGUUAUUAUCAACAUAACCAACCUGACAAAUGCUUUAAGCUUUUCUCAUGUAUGCUCUGUCAUCAUCUUCCGAAUGACUUCACGUUUGCAAGUGUUCUUGGCUCUUGUGAUCGUCAUCGAGGUCAGCAGGUGCAUGGACUUGCUUUAAAAACGUCUUUCGAUGAACAUGUUUAUGUAGGCAAUUCUCUAAUUACUAUGUAUUGCAAGAAUGACGCCGAUGACCAUACAGGUGAUGGUUGGUUGGUAUUUAAAAACUUGCCAGUUCGCAAUCUUAUUAGUUGGAAUUCGAUGAUCAGAGGGUUUCAGCUAUGUAAUCAAGGUGACCGAUCUCUUCAAUUAUUUUCAGAAAUGCACCGAACUGGUGUUGGACUUGAUCGUGUGACACUUUUAGGUGUGACAGCCUCUAUCAGUUGUUCUGGUUAUAUUGGCGAAAAUGGUGGUCUUUUGGGUUUGGAGAAAUGUUGCCAAUUGCAUUGUCUCGUGACCAAAAUGGGUUUUUUGUGGGAAGUUGAGGUUGUGACUGCGUUAGUGAAAGCUUACUCGGAGCUUAGAGCGGGAAUAGAUGAUUGCUAUAAGCUCUUCUCUGAGAUAAAUGGUAAUCAAGAUAUUGUAUCUUGGACAGGGAUCAUAACCAUUGUUGCAGAUAGAGAUCCAAAACAAGCUCUCCUGCUGUUCUGCCAAUUACGUCGAGAGUGUUUGGAUCUGGAUAGUUAUACUUACUCAAUUGUUAUCAAAGCCUGUGCAGGUUUUGCGAGUGCGCGGCAUUGUUCCGCCAUUCACUCACUUGUGCUUAAAUGUGGGUUUGAUGGUGAUUUGGUGCUCUCUAAUGCCCUAAUACAUGCCUAUGCUAGGAGUGGGUCAAUCACAUUAUCGGAACAAGUUUUUGAUUCUAUGGAUACUCGUGAUUGGAUAUCAUGGAACUCGAUGUUGAAGGCUUACGCUAUUCACGGGCAAGGUAGGGAAGCGUUGAAACUUUUUGCGAGUAUGAAUAUUAAACCAGAUCCAGCCACCAUUGUUGCAGUUCUCACAGCUUGCAGCCAUGCAGGACUAGUAGAUCAAGGAACUGAAAUUUUUGAGACCAUGUUUGAAAAGUAUGAAAUAUCCCCUCAAAAUGAUCAUUUUGCUUGUAUGGUAGACAUUCUUGGACGAGCAGGGAGAAUUCACGAAGCAGAGGCUUUCAUAAACAGAAUGCCGGUGAAACCCGAUCCUGUGGUCUGGAGUGCCCUCCUAGGUGCUUGUAGGAAACAUGGUGAAAUGAAAAUUGCAGAAACUGCAUCUAUGCAGUUGAUAGAAUUGGAGCCGAAGAACUCGUUAGGGUAUAUAAUAAUGUCAAAUAUAUAUUCUUCAAAUGGUAGUUUUAAAGAUGCGGCUCUUAUCAGGAACGAAAUGAAGGGGUUUAAAGUGAGGAAAGAACCAGGAUUGAGUUGGAUUGAGGUUGGGAAUGAAGUUCAUGAAUUUGCCGCUGGAGGUCAAUUCCACCCGCUAAAAGAUGCCGUAUAUGCGGAAUUAGAGGGACUGAUUAGAAAUUUGAAGAAGAUUGGUUAUGUACCAGAGAUUAGUUUUGCUCUGCAAGAUAUGGAGGAGGAGCAUAAACAGGAGCAAUUGUAUUAUCAUAGUGAGAAGCUGGCACUGGUUUUUGCUCUUAUGAAUGGUGGUAGUUCAUGUUAUCGUGGUCCUAUCAUAAGAAUUAUGAAAAACAUUAGGAUUUGUGUUGAUUGCCAUAACUUCAUGAAGUUAGCAUCAGAUCUUGUUCAGAGGGAGAUUGUUGUGAGAGAUUCCAAUCGUUUUCACCAUUUUAGAAACGGUGUUUGCUCUUGCAAUGACUACUGGUGACGAGCCCGCAGUAAGAACACAUCUCAGCCUCACGUAUUAUCUAGCUUAGCGUAACCCCAAGGAUUUCACAUUAAAGCUGAUUUGGUUACUGGAAUAGUCUCUGAUAUGCUUUUCUUGAAGUUGAAGGUUUCCAAAUGAUUAUCACUUGGCAGCGAGCAAACAAAUCAUAACAGUGAAGUUAGACACUUUGGAAUCCUAUUGGACGUGUAAGGACACACAGCGCAUGAUGUGGUCUCCUCAUUCUGGGAUGUGGCGUUGCCAUGACCGACCGUCAGUAGGAAGUCUGGGCUUCUGGCUCAUCAUCAGGCUCGAACUUGGGGCCUUGAUACUCCCUUGGUCAUUGAAACACUAUAAAUCGAUGGGUUUCUGGAGAACACUGAUUCAUUCUGCUUGAAGCAUGAUUCAGUCGUCCUCCCUGUUGCUAGUUCAGGCAGGCUAGUCCAAUUUUUAGAACUUCGAGCCUCACCAAGACUUGGUAAUUCAAGUAACUUAGUCGGAUAUGGAAUACAACAGCUGGGAAUAGUUACUGGGACUGGAUGCUUAUUAGUUUGUUACACUAACAGACUUAGCAGUACUAUUAGCAACUACGGCGAGAAGAGUCAUGAAGCACCUCAAAAUAGUGGACUAGCAGUUCCGAGUAAAUGGCCAGUAUCCUAAACUUCGACUCUAUCAGGAUGGAUGAAUAAAGAUACUUAAGAAAUGAUCCCCCAACAACAUAUGUUGAAGACUGAACUGGACUUGCAAGUAACAGAGCAUCAAAUUUUGCAUAAAUAAAUCAUCAAGAUCCAAAUUUAUAUUCAGGUUUCAAAAGAAUGGAAAUGACAUUUUUAUUACAUUGGUAAGUAGUUAAAAAUGUGCACAAAACCGGAUUCUCAUAAUGCAUUUCAUAUU